Molecule: messenger RNA, 4182 nt
Organism: Cavenderia fasciculata
Lineage: Eukaryota; Evosea; Eumycetozoa; Acytosteliales; Cavenderiaceae
Exons: 2
Coding region: 1-4182 (1393 amino acids)
Source: RefSeq, a predicted model, not a curated record
AUGGAACCGUCAUUAGAAGAAUCAUUUAAAAGAAUAUUAAAUAAUGAAAGAAUAUCAAAGCAGAUAUGGUUGAAUGUUCACAAGAUUCAAGUACACUUUGCAAGACUAGAUACAUUCAAACAGUCGUAUCCUCGAUCACACAUCUACAAAUACACAGACUAUCAAGAUUGUUUUGAUCUAAAAAUAUUGUCUGAUCGAUUUGGUUUAGAGUUGCUUGAUCCUUUAUUUGUCUUGCCAAACAACAAGACAGAUACUCAAACGACAACAUCAACAACAACCCUCCUUCCUCUACCACCAACCAACUAUCAUCUAAGAGGUGAACAAAUUACAAACUUGGUAUACGAGAAGCCAGAAUAUCUUGUGUACCAUCCUAGAGCUAUGAAUCCUCCAUCUAUGAUGGUGUAUCCUACCGAUCAAAAGAAGAAACUUGUAAUAUCUGCUUUAGAAUAUUUUAAAAACAAAACUAUUAUUAAAAAUAGAACCCUUGACAACAUUGACAUUACAACAAUAGAAUCAUUAUAUCAAAAAUUAAUUCAACAUUAUGAUAAUAAUAUUAAUAAUAAUAACUGUAAUAAUAAUAAUAAUAAUGAUAAUAUGUUUGAAUAUUUAACUUUGGUCAAUUUGUGUAAAUAUUUUGGUGAACAACCAACAACGACGAUUCCAGAUUUAAUCAAGUAUUACCCAGAUUCAUUGGAAUUGGUAGACGAGUUGAUAGAAUAUGAAUACAAUCAUUUCUCCAAAAGUCAUAUGUUUGAUCUGUUUUGUAAGUUUGGAACUUUGAAACAGGUAGAGUAUUACCACUCUAAAUUGGUUGCAGAAGACUCAAUCGAACCAAGGGCAUCUUACAAUGCAAUGGAUUGGGCUGCACAUAGACCUGAUCAUAAAGUAGGGCUUGAAAUCACUCGGUUCCUACAUUUGAAUCGUCAAGAACAAUGUACUCAACUUGCCAUACUCGACAACAAGAAUGCAGAUGUAGUCAUCUACCUCUUACAACAAAAGCCAUCACUUGCAAGAUACUAUAGUAUUCAAAGUGCCAUCAUGUCACUCGAUCUACCAUUAAUCAAAUUUAUAACCGAGUUUUAUAAAUCAGUCACCUUUGAAGCCCCACAUCGAAACAUCUACCCUCUCGUCAUAUCCCGUUAUUUAAUCGAUCGGAUAAUAUCAAAUCUCGGGCAAGAAUCAUUACUGGAUUUGAUAUCGUAUCUUUUCCAACACCAUAGAGAUGUUCUUUCAAUGUACCACUUAUUUUCAUCAGCAUGUUGUCACGGUCAACUUGGUAUUGUUCAAUUCCUACAUUCACAAUAUCCAGUCAAUGGAGAUACUAGUCGAGAAGACCUGACUUUCAAACGAGUCAGAACUACCAUUCUAGACGACGCCUUUCUAGUUGGUAUUGACGAUGACAUUGUAGAAUUCCUCAUUCACAAUCGAACAGAUGUCCAAUUUGGUGAAGAUUCAUGGUCAUUCAUCGGACAAUAUGGAACUGUAGAUCAGUUGAAAAUGGUUCAAGAUUGUGCAAUCUCGAGAGUCUCUGCCACUGAGGAGGUCCCGUUAUUAUACCAUACAACUACUAUGACACAGGCAAUCAGAUAUGGAAACAUAAAUAUUAUUCAAUAUUAUGCAACCAAUGAUCGUGAUUUGUAUGAUCAAGUGAUGCUUCCUCAUGUUGUUGUACACUCGUUACUUCAUGACCACCCAGAUAGAAUGAUAAAUUAUUAUCUCUCCAACCAUCAACAACAACUGUCUCAACCAAUUUUACAUUAUUUAUUCUACCAAUCAUUGGUACACCACCGAAUAGAUAUUGCAAAGACUGUUGCCAACCUACUGGAUAAACCAAACCUCUCACUAAACAUCAACGAGUUAAAUCACAUAUUCUCAUUGCCAGAGAAUCCGACAUUACUUUCAUUGCAAUACCUUUUACAACUUGGCUCAAUUAAACAGGAUCAACUUGACUCUCAUCCUUUUAUAAUUGCCAAUUAUGGUUCAAUCUCUCAACCAACCAUCACUUUAUUAAAAAAAUAUAAUAUCACUGUACCUCAACUUGUAAUUCAAAAAGAACAAGAAAAAGAAAAAGAAAAUGAAAAUGAAAAUAAUAAUAAUCAAAAUAAUAAUAAUAUAGAAAAUAAUGAUAAAAUUAGAUUAGUAUUUCAAAAUAGAUUUUUAUUUAAAAAGAUAUUAUCAUUUACACAUUUACCAAAUUUGGAUAGAUUGGAUUGGUCAAAGAUAAGAGAUGCAAGAGAUACAUACGAUAUGUCAAGGAAAUUUUUCCUUUUACUUUGUAAACAACAACCAGAGACCAUUACAAAUAUAGACAAUCAUUUCAUCUACCAAAUUGUUCAUAGCAACGACAAUGAAACACUUAAAAUCAUAUUGGAAAAACACCUCGACCGCUUUAACAUUUACCUUUUACUAGUAAAGCUAGUGAAUCUUGGAAACAUUAAAGGAUUGGGAAUAUUAAUGGAUAGUUUGACAAGCCAAAACAAACAAUUAACAAAGGCAAAGAAUCCUCCAUUGGAAUGGUACAGUGCAAGCUCUGAACGUGCCUGUUAUCUAUUGGUCAAACGAUGGAAGGCUUUUAACUUUUCAGAGAUACACUCGGCAAGUUAUUUGUGCAAAAAGUAUAAUCCCAUCACAGUAGACAUUGUGGAAAAGGAUUCAUUCAAAGAGUUGGGUCCAACCGAUAUCGACAAUAUCCUCACAUUCCUAAAAUACCGUCUUGCAUUGGAACAAGGAAAGACUGAUAGCGGUCUUUCAUCAUUCUCGCUUGAUGAUUUGGUAGUGAUGAUUCACAACCCUUUGUACCUAAAAACAAAGGGACAGCAUCCAGAGCUGACAUCAGGUAUCACUCAUUAUAGUAAUGAAUUGGAGGAUAUGGAUAUCAUGCGAUUCGUACACCAAAACAUUAAAGACAUUCGAUAUGUUCUUCCACCAUACCAAUCAAGGACCGAUUUUGUCUCUAAAAACAUAAAGAGUAUUCUUUAUAUUACCCACAACCAACUACCAUCAGAUGCUGGUGUAGACCACGAUCGAUUCAUCCAAGUUACACCAGACAUCAAUGAUCCACUCAACACUUAUCUCGAGUUGUACGGAUUCACACCCUACAUCAGUACCAUGCCAGUCAACCACUCUCACAUUAUACGAUCAGGCAAAAAAAUUAGCAAGACCAAACUCUAUUUCUAUGGAUUAAACUUGCAGUUGGAUUGGCGUGACAGUAACUAUGACACAUCUCAUUAUAUCUAUCACAAUGCCAAACGUGCAGCAUUUUUCUUCCAUUACAUGGGAAUGCCAAUUGAAGUUGUGCUACAUUUAUUCCUCUACACUGAGGUUUAUGACCUGGUUGUAUCUUACUUUUAUCCUAUCUACUUUGAUCAGGAAAAAGUAAAAAUUGACAAUCAUUCAAACAUCGACAUGUCAGAGACGGACAAACAAGUUGCUCUAGAAAAGAUAAUCUCUGUAAUCAGAGUUCCAAACAUUGACCUUGACUAUACCCUCACCCAUCAACUUAUGAGACAAAGUCUGCUGUCUAUCAACUGUUAUGUAACCAACCAAGAUGAUGAAGAAGAUAAUGAUGUAUAUGAAUUCGAGAAAUGGAACUUUUUGGGAGGAGAUUGGAAGAAAGACCAAGACUUUACUUCACCAAAAAAGAAUGGAUUUUGUUUGGAACAAUACAUCAUCUUGCUACUAGACACGAUCAAACUUGAGUGUCCAGCCUUGGUAGAUUUUGUCCUUUACGAAAAGGAUGAAACUUUGGUUGAACAACUUGACGAAAUUCGAAAAGCAAAGAUAUCAACAGUCAAAAAACAUAUAUUUGAUUUGUUGAGAUUGAUUAUUGAUGCUGGAACAAUGUCAAUGUUUGAAUCAAUUAAAAGUAAAUCAGACGACUAUGCAAAACUUGUUAUUCGAUUUUUGUCAGAGCAGGAUAUCAAUUUAAACGCCACAUUUAUAGAGUACAUUUGGUCGUUAAAGAGUCAAGAUGAUCAGAGAAAAGCUUUAGACACUGUAAACAGUGCAUCACCAGAUCAAUAUUUGGUUUUAAAGAAACUUUGGUUAAAGUCCUAUCCUGAUGGCAUCGACACUGAUGGCAAAAAAGUGGAUUUCUUUCCUAAAUUUAAACCAAGAUGUCUUAAUCUUCGUCUAAGUUAUAUUCUUUUACAAGAUAUAGAAACAUUACAUUUAAAUAAAUAA